UCUGGCUCGCUCCGGCUGUGCUCCGCUAAGCUGUGCCGCAUCUGCGCCUCUCCUCUCGUCUCCAGUGCUGCAAGCGAGGGAGUCGCCGCGGCCGCCUCUCCGUCUCGGCCAUGCCCAGCGUCGCCGCCGCUGAAGGAUGAGCGUGGCCCUUCGCCACCGGCCUGGAGCCCUUGCCUUGCUCCCGUCGCUCCUCCGACUCCUGCCCUUCGCCUGCUGCCUCCUGGCUAGCCAGCCCGACUCAUGUCCUCGGAGCUUGGAUUGUGUGCUGAAGAGGCGGCUCCCCUGCUCUCGCGGAUCCCACACCUGUGGACCUUGUCUCACUCCACUUGUGGAAGAUGAAGAUGGUAGAUGUGUCUCAAGAAAGGGUGAGGGGAGAGCACGACUUUCGUUUUCCAACUCAGAGAAAGAAAUUAAUUUAAUAGCUGAUGCACUAUCCAGACAAAAUGCUGCCCAUUUGCGUCUCAGUCAAGAUGAAACCGUGGCCUCUGCAGGGGAGCAUUCCCAAGCUGAUGCGUUGGGGGCCAAGUCCUCGCAAAAGAGCCAGCCAGGACACCCGACUGCAAUGUCUCACCCUCCCUCUUCCACAGAGACUGUGAAGAGCUCUCCGUUGGAGUCUUUGCACAUGACUUCAAAUGAUGCCCUUAUCCUUGGUAUGAUAAUAGUGUGCACCAUUGCAGGGAUCUCUGCUCUGGUUGUGGCAGCAGUUUGCUGGUGCAGGCUGCAAAAGGAAAUACAGCUUGCACAGAAAGUGGACUACCCAGCUCACAAUCUACCAGGCCCUCUGUCCUACGAUAAGAUCUCGCCUGGAGACAAAAAGUUGGCACAGAGUGCUCAGAUGUACCACUACCAACACCAGAAGCAACAAAUGCUCUCCAUGGAGAAGCAUAAAGAAGAGCCCAAACUGCCAGAAUCUGCAUCAUCCGAUGAGGAAAAUGAAGAUGGAGACUUCACUGUUUACGAGUGCCCGGGGCUUGCUCCUACUGGUGAGAUGGAGGUGAAAAACCCACUCUUUGACGAUUCCUCCUUGCAUCCUCCGCCCCCCAAGCUGCACCCCUGACCUCUGGCCGAACAUGCUGUGGACUCUGUGCACCAAGCGCCCUGCAUAGGAACGUUCCCGAACCACAGACCUCAUAAAGAAAGUGCCCGUCGCAACGUGCUCAGACGCCCGACUGUUAGAAACCCCCCUUUGCAUUGAAUCUGUCGAAUGAACAAGUGUUGUUGGCUUGGUGGGGGGGGGGCUUGCUUCACUCGCCAGCUCUUGUUUGCUAUCGCCUCCAUGCCGUCUGCUCGAUCCGCUGCCUCUCGCUGUUCAGAUGGCACCUGGACAAUUAAUGCAUUUGUGAUCUCUGAUUGGCUUGCUUGUUUGGUGGGGGGGGGGGGAGAAGGACAGGGUCCCUUGCUUUUCUAGUUUUCCACAGCCUUUGGAAAACCCUAUGUCUUAUUGCAAAAACCAAGAGAUGCAUUCCCCAUCAGCCUUUUGUGUACAAGGAUGGAAACGGCAGAAAUCAAAACAUUUCAAAUCCAAGGCUUCCCCCCCCCCUCCCCCAGGUUACUUUCAGUCUUGCUGAUCCAUCUGUGGCAAGUUCCACGUGUUAGAUUGCUGCUGCCUAGGCUUAUAACUUGUGUAGCUUGGAGGGGAGGGAGAGCCUGCAGCUUUUUGUACCAAAUGGUUUUCCUCCUGUCCCAGUAAACACCCUGGGUUGGGAGAUCAUCACAAAGCCCAUUUUAGAGGGGAGGCAAUUCUUUAUUGGAAAAAUACAUGAUAUAAGACAUAGAAGAUGCAGAGAAAAUGCAAAUUGCUAUAGAAUAUAAUGCCUCUAUGAAUUCAACAAAGAGUAUCACAAAAGAGUAUCAUGAAUUUUAAGACAAGUGGACAUAUACCACCAUUUUCUUCAUUUCCACCCCAUCACAGAGUGGCUAUUUAUACAUUUGUCUGAUUGGGUGUUAGAAUUUCUGAGGCUUCAGUGUCGAUGUACUGGUUUUUGAAUGGUUGUUGCUUUGUCCGUGCACAGAAGAGUUGGGGCAAAGGGGGGUGGGGCUGUGGCAAAGUGGGGAAGGGUCUUGGAUAUUGAGUUGGGUUUGAUCCAGGGAAUGAUUUCCAGUUCUCCUCCCACCCCCCACCCCACCCCACCCCACCCCCGUGACUGAUCUGUGAGUAGGUAAGGCUCAGCUGUUGCUUCUCUUAUUGAAUGUGGGUGGGACAGAACUGGAAUCCAUCACCUUGGGUCAUAUUCCCAGGUACCUCACUGCUGGUGGCAGCCUGGAGUUGAGCAUUCUCUAGUCAGCUAUCCAGCAUCACUGGGUGAACACUAAUACUAUUUGUGCUGAACGUAUGCAUAUGCCACAGUGCCCUCCCCUGAAUAUUUCCUUCAGACUUUAUUCUUCUUGUAACUUCAAUGGUUGCAACCUUUGCUUCUGUGUUUUACACAUGGCAGUGAAUCUCACCUUCAUUAUCCUUAAUUAGGCACCAAGCAUACCCCAUAAUUCUUUGCAGUGAGAAAGGGAUUAUGGGGGAAGUUUGCUUUUGCAAGAAUUCACUUGUGAGUGGUUCUAUCCAGAAUGGCUGAAGGGCACCCAGUUCUGAAAUAGUUGGCACUUCUGAUGACACCGUCUCUGUGCUGCUGUAUCUGUGAUGAAUGAGAGUAAAAAGAGAACUUCACGUGAA
Messenger RNA from Heteronotia binoei (common prickly gecko), 2665 nucleotides. RefSeq names its product neural proliferation, differentiation and control 1 (gene NPDC1). The transcript has 10 exons. The record is from RefSeq and is a predicted model, not a curated record. The coding region runs from base 137 to 1057 and encodes 306 amino acids. Gene Ontology annotation, cellular component: membrane. NCBI's taxonomy places the organism in Eukaryota, Metazoa, Chordata, Lepidosauria, Squamata, Gekkonidae.